Molecule: messenger RNA, 897 nt
Organism: Penicillium malachiteum
Lineage: Eukaryota; Fungi; Ascomycota; Eurotiomycetes; Eurotiales; Aspergillaceae
Product: rRNA-processing protein RRP15
Exons: 1
Coding region: 1-897 (298 amino acids)
Biological process (GO): maturation of 5.8S rRNA; maturation of LSU-rRNA
Cellular component (GO): preribosome, large subunit precursor
Source: RefSeq, a predicted model, not a curated record
AUGGUCGGCUCCUACUCGAAGAAAAGAAAAGUCCAAGAUGGCAUGAAGGGCAAGACUAGCCGCCCGAAGAAGUUUCGCAAGCAAGCCGAAUACCACAGUAGUUCGGAAGACGAGCAGGAGGAGGAUGGCAACUUCGCGGCUGUCAAUCUCGCCGAUUCCGAUGAGGAAAAUGAUGGUGGUGUUCCCGUCACAAAAUCCAAUGCUAUUGAGCUCCCUGCGAAGAGAAAGAAGACCGAAAUUGCACCUGCAUCGAAACCCAAACCCUCAGCCAAGAAAGACUCCAGCGACGAGGAGGAUAAUGAGGACGAACCCGUUGCUGACGACAAUGACAACGAUGCCUCUGGAUCUGAUGAUGACGACGAGUACCUUUCAGACGCUUCUCUUCCAGACGCGGGUGGCAAACGCCGAGCUGUCCCCAAGCGCAACGAUCCCACUGCCUUCUCAACUUCGAUCUCCAAAAUUCUGGCUACCAAGCUUUCAUCAUCUGCCCGCGCCGAUCCUGUGCUGUCCCGAAGCAGAGACGCUGAAUAUAAAUCCAAUGAGGCCGCCAACGAGAAGCUCGACAAUGCUGCCCGAGCCAAGAUGCGCGCAGACAAGAAGGAAGAAUUGGACCGUGGUCGCGUGCGUGACGUGAUGGGAAUUGAACGAGGAGCUUCUGGUGCAGUAGCGGAGGAUGAGAAGCGGCUACGCAAGAUGGCCCAGCGUGGUGUUGUGAAGCUGUUCAAUGCUGUCCGUGCCGCCCAAGUUCGGGGUGAGGAGGCAGCCAAGGAUGAACGCAAGAAGGGAACCGUCGGUAUGGGAGAGCGGGAGAAGGCCGUCAAUGAGGUCAGCAAGCAAGGAUUCCUUGAGCUGAUUAACGGCAAGAAGGGAAAGCCCUUGAACAUUGAGGAAGCUUAA